CGGGGCUGCCAGCCAGUGGAGAGAGGGGACGAGAGAGGGAGAGGGAGCGAGAGAGAGAAAGAGAAAGAGGGGGAAGCAAUGGAAGUGGAGGAAGUGGUGGAAGUGGAGGAGGAGGAACAGGAGGAGGAGAGAUUCCGGGGCGUCUACAAAUGUUGAACGUCACGCCUCAUCAUCACCAGCACUCACACAUCCACUCCCACCUGCACCUGCACCAGCAAGACACAGCGGCGGGCGGGGUGCACCCCCUGAUGGACCCGUUGGCGUCGGGGUCUCCCCUGGCCCGCCUGCCCUACCCAGGGGCAACGCUGGGCACCCCCAUCCUGGCACACCCCCUCACUGAAAGCGAGGUGCUACGACAACAGCUCUUCG
Messenger RNA from Coregonus clupeaformis (lake whitefish), 369 nucleotides. RefSeq names its product atrophin-1-like. The record is from RefSeq and is a predicted model, not a curated record. Gene Ontology annotation, molecular function: transcription corepressor activity. Gene Ontology annotation, cellular component: nucleus. Lineage: Eukaryota; Metazoa; Chordata; Actinopteri; Salmoniformes; Salmonidae.